GUUUGAGCACUAUAAAAUGUGGACACAUGCCAACUAUUCCAUUGUCACUCUCUCUCUUCUCUCUAUCCCUCUCUUCACAUCACACACAGCAAUGGACAGUGGAGGUGGUUUUCAUGGCUACCGCAAGAUCCCCAACACUACCUCUGGGACAUUGAACACGAGGCAGCAAGUAGGAGGAGAACAGAUCAACAACAGCAACCAUUCAGAACAAGACAAUGAAUGCACUGUUAGGGAACAAGACCGUUUCAUGCCAAUUGCAAAUGUGAUAAGGAUCAUGCGUAAGAUUCUUCCACCGCAUGCGAAAAUCUCCGACGAUGCAAAGGAAACAAUUCAAGAGUGUGUGUCUGAGUACAUCAGUUUCAUAACCGGUGAAGCAAAUGAACGGUGUCAGAGAGAGCAAAGGAAGACGAUAACUGCUGAAGAUGUUCUCUGGGCUAUGAGUAAGCUAGGGUUUGAUGAUUACAUUGAACCGCUUACGAUGUAUCUUCAUCGGUAUCGCGAGCUUGAAGGCGACCGGACUACAGUGAGAGUUGAACCGUUGGGAAAGAGAACAAUGGAUCAAUAUGGAGGAGGGUUAGGUGGUUUUGUACCACAGUUUCAUAUUGGUCAUCCAAAUGGAGGGUAUUAUGGGAAUGCACCAGCUUAUAUGAUGAGGGAUGGUGGUGGUAGUAACAAUGCACCAAAUGCUGCUGGAGGUUCUUCUUCUCAUUCUCAAGGUGGACAUGGAAAUGCUGAUGCCAAUGGAAAUCAUCAUAAUCAUCACCAUCAUCACCAUCAUCAAUACAAAUGAUAGUAUCAUAGUAGCUAGUAUCUAUUCUAUUCUAUUACUAUAUUCUACAACAACAAGACUUAUUAGUUUAACUAUGAGUAGUUGUUAUGUUUGAUUUGAUUUGAUUAUGAACAUCAAAGGAAAAGCUAGUUAGAAUUCAUAUCCUAACUAUGUACUACUUAAAUUAAUAACUUGAUUUGCUGUUCUCUUUA
Vicia villosa (hairy vetch) is the source of this 981-nucleotide messenger RNA. Its product is annotated as nuclear transcription factor Y subunit B-3. The transcript has 2 exons. The record is from RefSeq and is a predicted model, not a curated record. The coding region runs from base 17 to 790 and encodes 257 amino acids. Gene Ontology annotation, molecular function: protein heterodimerization activity; RNA polymerase II cis-regulatory region sequence-specific DNA binding; DNA-binding transcription activator activity, RNA polymerase II-specific. Gene Ontology annotation, cellular component: nucleus; CCAAT-binding factor complex. NCBI's taxonomy places the organism in Eukaryota, Viridiplantae, Streptophyta, Magnoliopsida, Fabales, Fabaceae. Gene Ontology annotation, biological process: regulation of transcription by RNA polymerase II.